AUGAAACUUUUGACCCAAAUGUUUACAAGUUUACGAAACGGGCAAAUGUCGAGGAAACAAAUUGUGCACAUGCCGUAUUCAAAAUUUUGUUGGAAUGUAUUAACUGUUUUAUUGUUUCAUGGAUAUAUUCAGGGAAUGCAAAAAAGAGAUACCAAGAUUUUUGUUGUCUUAAAAUAUAUCAAAGAGCAACCAGCCAUUAAGAAACUUGAACAAAUUUCUUCAGCAAGUCAACGCGUGUAUACUCCAUACACUCAAUUAAAAUCUCCACAACAAGGACUUGGUUUAUUACUUGUAUCAACGUCCAAAGGUAUUAUGUCAAGUGCACAAGCUCUUGAACUCAAAGUUGGGGGUGAGGUUUUAUGCAAAAUUUUCUGA
This is a messenger RNA of Ostreococcus tauri, 375 nucleotides long. The record is from the annotation of a RefSeq genome assembly. NCBI's taxonomy places the organism in Eukaryota, Viridiplantae, Chlorophyta, Mamiellophyceae, Mamiellales, Bathycoccaceae.